This is a messenger RNA of Moneuplotes crassus, 971 nucleotides long. Lineage: Eukaryota; Ciliophora; Spirotrichea; Euplotida; Euplotidae. The record is from the annotation of a GenBank genome assembly.
UGUUCCUUCAAGAGAUUAUUAACAAGAAAAUGAAUGAGCCUGAUGACCUAGACGCAUCAGAAACUAUGAGCGCUAACCCAGCAGCUGGUUUGACUAACGCAACAAUGAAAAGGAAGAAGAAUGUUAUCGGAAGUGCAUACAAUAGUAACCUUAACUAUCCAAAGGACCAGAAGUUCUUCCAUAAUAAUGACAUGCCUGACAAAGCAAAAGAAGCAGUAAGACAAGUAAAGGAUGCAUUUGCACAUCAUGAUAGACCACAAUGGAAUGCUAGUGUUUCAAAAAGUGGCUUGCCUGUUCCAGAUAAUGAUGAUGCAAAAUUAUUUUCAAUAAAGAAAGGGUUUAAUGAUUUCCAUCCAAUAAGCAUAAAACCUAGUAAAGUAUACGACGGAACUGACACUAGGAAUAACUAUGACACAAGAGGCUGGAAUGUCUCUAACCAAGUCCCGAUCCCUCUUCAUGACCAAAAGAGAAUUGCUGAAGAAACCGCAAUGAGAAUGACUAAGACCAAGGAAUUCAAUGAGAAAGUGUUGACUAACUAUAAAACCCCAUUUGAGAAAGCUAAGGAACAUUCUGAGAAUCUGAAACUUACUAGAACCAUGGAGCAGGACUGGAAAAGCACUAUUAAGUCAGAGAUAGACUCCCAAAUGCCUAAGGCCAGUGAAGAGAAAAAGCAAGCUAUUGUGAUGAAGACUAUGUACGAAGAGAGGUUUAAGCACCAAGAACAUGAAGACCAACAUGAACUCACUUUCAAACCAAAUCUUAGCAAAACUUUGGUCUCCAGGAGGAAAAGAGUCUAUCAUCAUACUGGAAAAUGGGAGAAAUCUAAGUUUGAAGACUGAGAGGUCUGGUCCUGUUGAAUGAGUUAUGACAAAGAUUCAGAAGGAUGCAAUGUCAGAAUAAUUGACCCUGAUAAAUACAAUAUUGCAUCAUUCUAGUUCUGGAAACUAUGUUCAACCAGAAAUAAAAUCUAA